Molecule: messenger RNA, 4251 nt
Organism: Thamnophis elegans (Western terrestrial garter snake)
Lineage: Eukaryota; Metazoa; Chordata; Lepidosauria; Squamata; Natricidae
Gene: TBC1D30
Product: TBC1 domain family member 30
Exons: 14
Coding region: 234-2900 (888 amino acids)
Cellular component (GO): endoplasmic reticulum
Source: RefSeq, a predicted model, not a curated record
CGCCGACAGCAAACAGUCUGAGAGAGGCUGGGAGGGAUGUGACGCUCUGCCGGCGCAGGUCCUCGCUCGAGCAGGCGGCUUUCCCUUCCUCUUCCACCUCCGUUUCGUGGAGAAUGGGACAAACCCGGAACUCUGGCCCGAGAACUCUUCAGGCGGCGAAAGCGUCGCUCACCCCCCUCUCAUAGCGGCGGCGCUCCGCAGCCGCUGCGCCCGAGGCGCGGAGAAGCAGCCCAAUGGAGCUCACGGAGGUGGACUUGGGCGACGACAGGGAGGGCGCUGGAGCAGAACCUGGCAGAGGUGUCGCGGAACCGUCUGCUCGGAGCAGAGUAAGCAGCCACGCGGGCAGCCUGGUGGAGGACAAAGAGGCGGAGCAGGAGCCCGGCCGGAGCAGAAGGGCCAGCCGCGCCUCCGCUCUGGUGAGCGGGCUGCUGACCGAGCUCUACAGCGCGGCGCGCGUUCGCCACCGCGACAGCGUCGACAGUUCCACGGAGGCGUCCGCCGGCUCCGACGUCUUCCCCGGGGGCAGAGGCAGCAGCGCCGAAUCCCGCGUCCUGCAGGAGCUGCUGCUGAACUCGGGUCAACGGCACCAGAGGAAGUACCUGGCUCAGAAAGAUUUUAGUGAAUUGACAACAGUAAUACAGGAGUUUAAUUAUAGAAUUUGUGUUCAGUCAGCCAAACUGCUUCGCCUUCUGAAACAAAAGGACAGACUUUUACAUAAAGUCCAGAGGAAUUGUGAUAUUGUAACAGCCUGUUUACAGGCAGUUUCCCCCAAACGACGAGUGGACACAAAGUUGAAGUUCACACUUGAGCCGUCAUUAGGUCAGAAUGGUUUUCAACAGUGGCAUGAUGCUCUCAAAGCAGUGGCAAGGCUGUCCACAGGAAUCCCAAAGGAGUGGAGAAGAAAGGUUUGGCUCACUUUGGCAGAUCACUAUUUAAAGAGUAUAGCGAUUGAUUGGGAUAAAACUAUGCGUUUCACUUUCAACGACCGCAGUAAUCCUGAUGAUGAUUCCAUGGGAAUACAGAUUGUGAAGGAUCUUCAUCGAACUGGAUGCAGUUCUUAUUGUGGCCAAGAGGCAGAACAAGACAGAGUGGUAUUGAAAAGAGUUUUAUUGGCUUAUGCCAGGUGGAAUAAAUCUGUGGGAUAUUGUCAAGGCUUUAAUAUCCUUGCUGCUCUCAUCCUGGAAGUAGUAGAAGGCAAUGAGGGAGAUGCAUUAAAAAUAAUGAUUUACUUAAUUGAUAAAGUGCUGCCUGAUAGCUAUUUUGUUAAUAAUCUGAAAGCACUAUCUGUUGACAUGGCAGUGUUCCGAGAUCUUCUGAGAAUGAAACUUCCUGAGUUGUCUCAGCAUUUGGAUACUCUCCAAAGAAUUGCCAACAAGGAAAGUGGAGGUGGGUAUGAACCCCCACUUACAAAUGUCUUCACUAUGCAGUGGUUCCUGACCCUGUUUGCUACAUGCCUUCCUAACCAUACAGUUUUAAAAAUUUGGGAUUCUGUAUUCUUUGAGGGUUCAGAAAUUAUACUAAGAGUAGCAUUGGCUAUUUGGGCAAAACUCGAAGAGCAGGUCAAUUCUUGUGAAACUGCAGAUGACUUCUAUGGCACCAUGGGAAAAUUAACGCAGGAGAUGCUGGAAGAUAAACUCAUUGAUAGCAAUGAGCUCAUGCAGAUGGUUUAUUCUAUGGCCCAGUUCCCCUUCCCUCAGCUAUCUGAAUUAAGGGAGAAAUAUACAUACAACAUUACACCAUUUCCUGCUACGGUAAAAUCAACUGCAAGCCGACUGGGAAAAAUAAAAGACAGCGAUGAAGAAAAUGAAAUAGAUGAUGAAGACUCCCUAGCAAAUGUUAUUGGAUGUCUUGGACCAUUUAGUGGAUUUUUGGCUCCAGAAUUACAGAAGUAUCAAAAGCAUUUCAAAGACCAUAAUCAAGAACACAGUUUAGGCUCGAGUAACAUUGCAGAACUAAGUCCUGGUGCAAUAAAUGCUUGCCGAAAUGAAUAUCAUGCAGCUUUUAACAGUAUGAUGAUGGAACGUAUGACAACUGAUAUCAAUGCAUUGAAAAGACAGUAUUCUCGGAUAAAAAAGAAGCAGCAACAGCAGGUUCAUCAUGUGUAUAUCACCGCAGGGUCUGAAGAUGAUGACCUUGGGAUAGUUUUAGAUCCCAGGGACCAGCUGAAUAAUGAUAAAGGACCAGUUACCAGUCUUAUGCCUUCUCAGGUGAACCAUUCUCCAGUAAUCAACCAUCUUUUGCUAGGGAAGAAGAUCAAACAAACCAGCAAGUCUGCCAGAAACAAUGUUCCAAGCCACACUGGGGGAAAGAUGUUACCAGGUCCGCAUGAAGAUAUUAAAGCAAAGCUAAACUCUCCAUGGCGCACUCACAUGAGGGUACAUCGAAAGAACCUAGCGCGAGCCAAAGGCCACCUGGGCUACGGAGAUACAAUAGGACUAAUAGAGGAACAGAGCGAACACGGGAAUGCUAGCAGUAUUAAUACAAAAGAAACUGCAAAUAAAUCUAAAACUAUAGAAGGUGAUGGGAACAUUUCAACAGAUGGACAAUCUCCUGAACCAACUUAUAAAGAUAAUGAUUCCAGUGUCUACGUAUCAGAGGUCCAGCAGAAGUUGGAAACCUUGGAACUUACACAGAAUAGUAGAGAUGGUACUGACGAUGAAACACACAGUUCUGAGUUGCCAAGUUUAGCCAAUGACAGUGGAAUAGUGGCAAAAUCCUGCACUUCUAAGCCACAGGUCUUUUGUCCUUUCCCUAGUGUCAAGCCACUCAGAAAAUCAGCUGCAGCCAGAAAUCUAGGAUUGUAUGGCCCAAAUGAAAGAACCCCAACUGUACACUUUCCACAAAUGAGUAGGAGCUUUAAUAAGCCUACAAGUGGUAACAGUGGGUCUAAAAAACGAUGAUAUGUGAAACAACUGGCACUUCAUUAGUAUAAUUGUUACAUACCAUUAUUGUAGGUUUUAUUUCCAAUAUACAUAACCAAUUUCACUGUAUUUAAGUAAAUGACAAUACUUAUUAUGCUUUAUGCUUCCAAAGGGAUUUAUAAUUAACUCUUUCAUUGGAAAUAAUGAAGAUAAACCACUUAUGUAUACAUUAUACAAAAAUAAUUGGUUUUUUUUAAUGUAGAACUACAUAGUGGCAUAAUUCUUUUUCACAUUAAAAAUUGUCUUGCAGCAUGAAAAAUGUUUGCCACUUUAUAGAUAAUAGCCAUAGGAAAGAACUUUAGAAAGUUUAAUUCUAAACUGUUCGGUCAAGAAUUCUCAAAUACCUGAAGGGCAAUCUUUAACUUUAUUCACAUCCAAAAAAUAUUAUCAAGACUUCCAGUGGCUUACUAACAGACAUCCUUAGCAACUUAGAAGAAAAGUGCUUGUCAUCUGUAUUCUAAAACUUAACAUAUUUAAACACCUGCAUUUUCAGUUUUCUGCCACUGCUAAUUCUUUUACAUAAUUUUAUCAGGCUAAGAGAGAUGUUAACACAUUUUAUUUUUUACUUAUCCUGUGUCGCUAAUUAUUUUUAAUAAGUCACAAUGAUUGUAGGGAAGACAUUCUUACAUCUGGUUCUUUUUAUCAUUUUCAGCAGCAUUUGCUGUUACAGGAAAUAUUCUUGGCCUAAUCCUAGAUUACUCAAAUUUAAACUGAGGGAGCUUAUUCUCAGAUAAGUGAAUAAAGGAUACCUGACAAUUAACCAACCUUCCUUAAGUCAGAUUCGGUGUAAUGCUUUCCCUAAUGUGUCAGCUUGCCAGUUAAGCAAAGUCAUGUUUGUGUCUCUGUACUUUUUAAAGUACUUUUGGCAGCUAAGGGGUUUAAGCGGUUUUCUCCAUACAUUGCUAAUUCUGUCCACACUUGUAGUGAAAUGAUUGAUUCAGAAGUAUGAAGAGUUUGAAUCUAGUGUGCAUUUUGCAGUAUAAAACAGAAUGAGAAAUCUGUGUCUUUUUACUGAAAUGCGGUUCCAACAGUCUCAUUAUUAGCUACCGUAUGUUGCUUUGACAUAGCAGGAAAAGGAACUUUUUAGAUGUUUCUGGACUACACAUUCUCAACUCAUGAUAUAAAGACUGUUAAAAGUCUUUAGUCUGGCAAGUAUUAUAAAAUGUCGGAUUUAUUCCUUGUUGGCAUUUUUAAAACAAAACUUUUUAUUUUUAGUGCUAAUUGAUCAGGAGUGUGUAGAAUCACAGAAGAGUUUUCUGUGCUGCUCUAAAUACAGGUAGUCCUCAACUUACAACAUCUUGUUUAGUGACCAUUCAAAAUUACAAUGGCC